Messenger RNA from Gekko japonicus, 763 nucleotides. RefSeq names its product inscuteable homolog (Drosophila) (gene INSC). Gene Ontology annotation, cellular component: apical cortex. The transcript is spliced from 5 exons. NCBI's taxonomy places the organism in Eukaryota, Metazoa, Chordata, Lepidosauria, Squamata, Gekkonidae. Gene Ontology annotation, molecular function: cytoskeletal adaptor activity. The record is from RefSeq and is a predicted model, not a curated record. Gene Ontology annotation, biological process: asymmetric cell division; establishment of mitotic spindle orientation; apical protein localization. The annotation marks the transcript as partial.
CAUGCACUUAAUUCAAGUGGACUCUGUCCAGCGUUGGAUGGAAGACUUGAAGCUUAUGACCGAUUGUGAAUGCAUGUGUGUUCUUCAGUCUAAACCGAUCAGCAUAGAAGAAGAUGCUGAGAGUGAAUGUUCCCUUUCAUCACAGCACCAUGCAUGUGACAACUUGCAAUUGUUGCUGAAAAGAGCUUGGAUUAUAAGUACUGAGCUGACCAGGAUAGUUCAAAAACUAGAGAAGAACAGAUGGCAGAGAGUUCAUAACAUGACAGUAAGAGUCAACUGCCAUGUCCGUUCAAUGAUAAGUGAAUACAACACAUUCACAAGGAAUUCUUGGGAUGAAAUGCACCAGUAUGAAAAAGUGUUAGUGGAGAAAUGUUCGGAACUUACUACCGUUACUGAAAGGUGCAUACAAAUUGAAGAUGAACAGAUAUUAAAGAGUAUGAAAAUUUGCAUUAAUGAUGCACUAACUACAGUCGCACAUUAUUUUGGCCAAUUGAUAGAACUAGCUUUAACACAUGAAAUAAAGAACCUUGUAAGGGAAAUCGAUUCAUCGGAUAAUCUGUAUUCUGCUGAAUCCUCGACAAACAACUUGUUCAGUCUUACCCAGGAAGGUGCUCAUUUGUGUCGCAUCAUUGCGAAGGAGGGCGGCAUUGUUGCUCUGUUUAAGAUCUGCCGCCAGGAUUGCUUCAGGUGCCUUUACCCCCAGGUGCUAAGGACGUUGGCAUCUAUAUGCUGCGUGGAAGAAGGAAUCCAACAAUUGGAAAAG